AACAAAAAUGUCAAUGUCAUACUUGCCUGCCGUUGCCAUGUAUUCCUGUCUUCGUAAAUAUUUUAAAUAGGAUUAAUUCUCCUAAUAUUAUCACAAGUCAUAAAAUAUUUAUACAGUUGGCCGUAAAAAUGAGAUGACGUGGAGAAUUAUAAAUUAGCAUUCGAACUUUAUACAUUCCUCUAUUUUAUACAGUACUUAAUUUAUUACAAUAAUGGCCGGUGCUCCGCUUAAGUUAGGUUCUAUGGUAUCGUUCUGUAUCGUGCUGUAUGCCGUGUACUACCGGAACAGGGAUGGUGGCGACGAACGUUUGUCGCCGGUGCACCAACAGCUGUUGGCGCUCGAGCGCGCGAGCGUGGUGGGCGCGGGCGCGCGGCAGCCGCGCGUGGCCCUCGGCUACGGAGCGUGCCACGACCUGUUCGUCAACGCCACGCAGCUGCUAGACGCGCGCCGGCUGCGGCACGCGCCACAACACUACAACGACAUCAGCAAUAAAGACCAGUUCCUUGAGAGCUUCGCUUACUUCUUCAAGCAUGGUGCUGCUGCAGAGAGAUUUGUAUCCAACAGUGAGCUCUAUGAUGACUUGAUUGAGCAAGCAUUGAAAUUGCCUGACUCAAGAUGGGCUCUCGGAGGUAAUGCCCCCCUGAUGGCUAGGAGGUUCCACAUGGAGGGAUGGAAGGUUCUACUUGCUGCUAAAAUGAGCAAGAAACUGAAGACUUACAUUCCUGAGGAAAUCAGUAUAGUCGGUGGUGAAGCAAAUGAAGAGGUGAAAGAUGAUGUACAUAUGAUAUUGGAGUACAAAGCUGAUGAGAAGUUCGGAAGCCUCACAGCGCCCCGGGCCAAUAGAUACAUUGUACACAAUGAUGAGAAUAAUCCUCUGCUGAGUUCCUUGGAGAAAUUUGGAGAGUACAUUCCAGAGUUUAAUCCUAACCUACUAGUCAUUAGUGGUCUUCAAAUGAUGGAUAACUAUCCCUUCAAAAAAGAUGGAAGAGAUUUAAGAGCUGAGAGACUUGAACUAGUCAAGCAACAAAUAGUAUCCCAGCCAGCCAGCACACUGACACACUUUGAGAUGGCAAGUUAUGUUGAUUUGGAGCUUCUCCUGCAUUUGACCACAAAAGUUUUGCCAUUUGUAGACUCUGUGGGCAUGAAUGAGCAAGAGUUAUCCAACCUGUAUAGAGUUUUAGAGUUUGGACAAGUGUCAGUUGUGACAGACUCCAACCCCAGAGUUGCUGCAGCACUGGACCAGAUGCGCAACACUUUCCAACUGAUCAGAAACAAGAACCAACAACAUGGAAGUAAUAGGAGACUGACCAGGAUGCAUGUACACACCUUGGCCUACCAGGCCAUCCUCACCGUCAGGGGCUCCAACUGGAAAAGGACAGCCGCCGCCACUGCCAAGGCUUCUCUCACAGCACACAGAUAUGUAUGCAACAGCCAGAACAUUGCCCUGGAGAAAUCGAAGUUACUUCUUGACGACAGCUUCUCCACCACAACAGACAACGACAACACCAGCAGAGUGUUCUUCGAGCCAACCAAGCCUGUAUCUUGCUGGGAUGAAUUGUUGGAUAAUGAGCAAGUUGAAAUUUGUGUAGCACCAGUGCUGAUAUGCACGGAGGCACAGCUCACUGCGGGAGCAGGGGACAACAUCUCCGCAGCUGGCCUCGUGCUACAGGUGGAGAAGUGAUCUAAGUCAUAAUAACUAAAGUCUUUUCAAAUAGGGUAAAUUUAUUUACAUUUGUUAUUAUUAUUUAUCAUUAUUUAUAUCAAUUUCUGCUAAUCCAAUGCAAAAAAGUUCAGUUUCAAGGUUAUGUUGAAUUAAAAGGUAUGUUUAGCACCUAAUCAUAAUCACCAGUGUUAUUAUUUGACAUGGACGUAUAUUAUUAAUUCCAUUGUUAAUGUAAUUUGUAAUGUAUUUUACCACCUUAGUGCCAUCCCAUGGUACUGAUGGAACAGUACAGGACACAUGGCAGUAAGAAUCAAGUACAAUGUUUAAUGUAGUUUACACAGGAACGGUUGCUGGUUCUCAUUGAUUGCAACCAACUUAUAAUAAAAAUGCUAUUCUUAUGAUAAAUUAUACACUUUGACAUUCUUAUGAAAUUUCAACAUUCCUAUUGUUAACAUUGGCGGCUGAUUUGG
Messenger RNA from Pectinophora gossypiella (pink bollworm), 2133 nucleotides. Its product is annotated as ADP-dependent glucokinase. Lineage: Eukaryota; Metazoa; Arthropoda; Insecta; Lepidoptera; Gelechiidae. The record is from RefSeq and is a predicted model, not a curated record. Gene Ontology annotation, biological process: glucose metabolic process. Gene Ontology annotation, molecular function: ADP-specific glucokinase activity. The transcript is spliced from 4 exons. The coding region runs from base 212 to 1681 and encodes 489 amino acids. Gene Ontology annotation, cellular component: endoplasmic reticulum.